AUGCCGCCAAAAGCGCAACCACCCCCUCGCAGUGUUUGGGCCAACGCAAACACCAACAGUUUACAGUUUUGCACUAACAGUGGCCCUAAUAACACUAUUAACAACGUGGCUAACCAAAUCUUCGACGCUGCCCACCAGGCUCUGACUCGUACGACGCUAGGCGCUUUUAUCUUCGAUCAGCGCGUCGCAGAUAAGCUACGCCGUGUUUAUGCGGUUGCCCCUGAGGACAUUCGCCGUGUUUUUAACUACUUCUGUCGCCCUCGCGGCAACAGUCCGUACGAUGCUGUCUUCGGUCCGGGCCCUCGCGACUACUCACCUAUGAUCGCACGUACGACUAUCACUGCUCAGCAGAUUCUCACUAGCCGUCCGUCCUACCUCAAGGCCUUUGUUGUGCAUAGCCGCGGCGCUCUUAACGCGGCUUUUUAUACGAACAAUUGCGCCGCUGUUCUACGAGGCGAGAAGAAGUUUACCGCAUUCGCUGGCUACGUGUCCAUUACUAACCAUGGAGCUCGUUGCAGUGUCACUCAGCAGGCAGUCUCUCGUAUAGGAGGUGGGCGCAAGAGGCUCCCUAAUGGUCCUAGCAGUAGCAACCAGCGUGGUCGUCCGGCUGCGGGUGGUGCCGAGAACCCCCUGCUCGUGGAGUAG
Molecule: messenger RNA, 645 nt
Organism: Bipolaris sorokiniana ND90Pr
Lineage: Eukaryota; Fungi; Ascomycota; Dothideomycetes; Pleosporales; Pleosporaceae
Exons: 4
Coding region: 1-645 (214 amino acids)
Source: RefSeq, a predicted model, not a curated record